Messenger RNA from Saccostrea cuccullata (small rock oyster), 1669 nucleotides. RefSeq names its product pleiotropic regulator 1-like. The coding region runs from base 1 to 1392 and encodes 463 amino acids. Gene Ontology annotation, cellular component: Prp19 complex; catalytic step 2 spliceosome; precatalytic spliceosome. NCBI's taxonomy places the organism in Eukaryota, Metazoa, Mollusca, Bivalvia, Ostreida, Ostreidae. Gene Ontology annotation, biological process: mRNA splicing, via spliceosome. Gene Ontology annotation, molecular function: protein binding. The record is from RefSeq and is a predicted model, not a curated record. The transcript has 13 exons.
AUGGCUAAAGAGCUUGAAGAUAUAAGAAGAAAAAUAAAACUAUCAGAUGAAUACGGACUUGUCAAGGACCUUCCAAAAGAGGGACAGAGAAAGAGUCAUGGCAAUGUUGUAGAGCCAUACAAUGAUCAUCAGUGGCAAGAAAAUGGAACAUCAAUUCAAGGAACACAUCCAUAUCCUUCAGGACCAGGUGUCCAGUUAAGUGAUGGUACAAUGAUGCAGACAGACCCCAGUCACACCGCACAGAUGGAAAUGGCUAUUUACGAAAAAAACAGAAACAAAGAAGUUCCAAGUGGGGCUGGCAUGCAUGAUAUCAGGACACAUCAUGAAAAAUCUGAUCCAUCAAAGGCAUUAGUUUCAAUAGGAAAUCAACAAGCACUUGUUCCAAAGAAAGCCAUGACAAUGCCUAAACCAGCCUGGCAUCCACCAUGGAAACUUUAUAGGGUUAUUAGUGGUCAUCUUGGAUGGGUCCGGUGCAUUGAUGUAGAACCAGGUAACCAGUGGUUUGUUACUGGAGCUGGAGACAGGGUUAUCAAGAUAUGGGAUCUGGCCUCUGGAACUCUCAAGCUCUCGUUAACUGGUCACGUCAGCACUGUACGAGGGGUGAAGGUCAGUCAUAGACAGCCAUAUUUGUUUUCCUGUGGAGAGGACAAAAUGGUUCGAUGCUGGGAUUUAGAGUAUAACAAAACAAUCAGACAUUACCAUGGUCAUCUAAGUGCUGUGUACUCAAUGGACCUCCACCCCACAAUAGAUGUGUUACUGACCUGUGGUCGGGACGGGUCGGCCCGCGUGUGGGACAUCCGGACCAAGGCAUGUGUUCAUACACUGGUGGGUCAUAACAACACGGUGGCUGAGGUCAGGUGUCAGGCAGCAGAACCACAGGUGAUCACUGGUAGCCAUGACUGCACCAUCAGGUUGUGGGAUUUAGCCAUGGGGAGGACACGAGUCACACUGACCAACCACAAGAGGAGUGUCAGAGCACUCUCCCUCCACCCCAAGCUAUAUACCUUUGCUUCAGCAUCACCAGAUAACAUCAAACAGUGGAAAUUCCCCAAUGGAGACUUUAUACAGAAUCUCUCUGGUCACAGUGCCAUUGUUAAUGCGCUGGCUAGCAAUGCUGAUGGCGUCCUUGUGUCUGGAGCUGACAAUGGAUCAAUGUACUUCUGGGAUUGGAAAACUGGAUACAACUUCCAGAGAGUCCAGGCUGCAGCCCAGCCUGGAUCCAUCGAUUCGGAGUCUGGAAUAUUUGCCAUGACCUUUGACCAGAGUGGCAGUCGUCUGCUGACCACAGAGGCAGACAAAACCAUCAAAAUUUACAAGGAAGAUGACUCUGCUACUGAAGAAACACAUCCAAUAAAUUGGCGUCCAGACAUCGUGAAGAAAAAGAGAUACUGAGGAGUGAGGAAUCAGAAUGUGAGGAUGAGGAGUGAGGAAUGAUAGAAUGACAAUAAUGGAUCAAAACAGGUGUCAUCCAUUUAUUUAAAUAAAAUUGGAAGUGAUUUUAAACACUAUCAAGAAGAAUAGAGAAAAUCAAUGACGACCAACAUUUCCAAAGAUCAACUUUUAAGAUUGAAGGAUGGUUUAAUGAAGAAUUCUCUUCGUGCAGUAUUCAGUAAUGUGGAGUCAAAACUGAUAACACAAAACAAACAUUUAACAAAAUAAUUUUAAUAAC